AGUGCUGUUGUGUGAUAAUUGCAGCGUCGUCAUUGACUCGUUGCCGUGUCUUGAUUUCAGGCCAUAGAUAGAGCUCCUGCGUGUUCUGUUCGACCUCUUUCUAUAUGUAUCCUCUUCUUCUUCCUUCUCCGAAGAGCAGAGCAGAGCAGAGCGGCACACAUACGUGCAUCCAUCCAUUCUCAGCCAUACUUCCUCUCUUCCACAACCAAUUCUCUUCUCCAUGCCUCCCCUCUACACAUUUCUCGGGCUGCUGCUCCUCUCUUCCCUGCACCACACUCCUUCAUGUUCCGCUGCAACUCCAAAUUACACUCUCACGGCAGGCCAGGCGCUCGCCGUCCGCGACAAGCUCGUCUCGAGGAACGGCAAGUUCGCGCUCGGCUUCUUCCAGCCAACAGCAAUCAUCAGUAAGUCCGACAACACCACCAUCACCUCCCCCAACUGGUACCUCGGCAUAUGGUUCAACAAGAUUCCGGUUUUUACCACUGUAUGGGUUGCUAAUAGGGAGAACCCAAUCACUGACCCCAUGGUCAAGUUCACACAGCUCAAACUCUCAAACGAUGGCAACCUUGUCAUCGCAAACCAUGCCGGUGCCGGAUCCGUAAUCUGGUCCACUAGCAUUGUCAGUAGGACAGGAACUACUAUGAACAACACUAGUGCCGUUCUAUUGGACAGUGGAAACCUUGCCCUCGUAGAAAGCCCAUCAUCUAAUGUGACAUUGUGGCAGAGCUUUGACUACCCAAUAGAUGUCGUGCUUCCUGGUGCCAAGUUUGGCAGGAACAAGAUCACCGGUUUCAACAGUCUGGGCAUCACAAAAAAGAGCCUGAUUGAUCCAGGUCUCGGCUCUUAUAGCAUUGAGUUAGACGCCAGCGGUGUCGUCCUCAAGCGCCGCAACCCCUCGGUAGUGUAUUGGCAUUGGUUAUCUGGAGAAUCGCAAUUGAAACUCAUACCGAUACUCAAGUCGAUACUAGAAUUGAAUCCAAAAACCAAAGGUUUGGUUGACCCCACAUUUGUUGAUAACAGUGAAGAGGAGUACUACAUGUACACUUCACCGAAUGAAUCAGCUUCCACAUUCGUUUCGCUAGACAUCUCUGGUCAGAUCAAGCUGAACGUUUGGUCGCGAGCCAAUCGGUCUUGGCAAAGCAUAUUUGCCCAGCCUGCUGAUCCCUGCACUCCGUUUGCUAGCUGUGGACCUUUCACGGUCUGCAACGGCAUUGCAAACCCAUUCUGUGACUGUAUGGAGAACUUCUCUCAGAAGUCACCUCGGGAUUGGGAGCUCGAUGAUCGAACAGGAGGCUGCAUCAGAAAUACUCCGUUGGAUUGCACUAGUAAGAAAAACAUGACAAGUUCAACAGACAUUUUCCACCCCAUAGUUCAUGUUACAUUGCCCUAUAGCCCCCAAAGCAUAGACGAUGCUACAACACAAAGCAAGUGCGAAGAAGCUUGUCUCAAUGACUGCUCAUGCAAUGCUUAUUCCUAUAACAGUAGCAGAUGCUCUGUCUGGCAUGGGGAACUGCUUAGUGUAAAUCGGAAUGAUGACAUCGAUAAUAAUUCUGAGGAUGUUCUUUACCUUCGCCUUGCUGCCAAAGAUUUGCCAAGUUUGAGGAAGAGCAAAAGAAAACCAACCGUUGGAGUUGUUGCUACUGCUGCAAUCAUUAUUAGUUCUAUGUUACUAAUGCUUGUGCUGUUAUUCAUGAUUUGGAGGAACAAAUUCAAGUGGUGUGGUGCGUCAUUAUACGACAAUCAAGAUAAUGGUGGAAUUAUAGCCUUUAGAUACUCUGAUUUAGUUCAUGCUACGAAAAACUUCUCAGAAAAGCUGGGAGCAGGUGGUUUUGGUGCUGUAUUCAAGGGAGUGUUAAGUGACUCGACUACUAUAGCAGUGAAAAGGCUUGAUGGUGCCCGUCAGGGAGAGAAGCAAUUCAGGGCUGAGGUGAGCUCAAUUGGGUUGAUCCAACAUAUCAACCUAGUCAAAUUGAUUGGCUUCUGCUGCCAAGGUGAUAAGAGGUUACUUGUGUAUGAACACAUGCCAAAUGGGUCUCUUGAUGCCCAUCUAUUUCAGAGCAAUGCUGUUAUGCUAAAUUGGAACACCAGGUAUCAAAUAGCCCUAGGAGUUGCUAGAGGACUGUCCUACUUGCAUCAGAGUUGCCACAAAUGCAUUAUACACUGUGAUAUUAAGCCACAAAACAUACUUCUCGAUGCAUCAUUCAUUCCUAAAAUUGCAGAUUUUGGGAUGGCAGCAUUUGUAGGAAGGGAUUUUAGCCGAGUUCUGACUACAUUCAGAGGAACUGCAGGGUAUCUUGCCCCAGAGUGGCUUAGCGGAGUUGCUAUUACACCAAAAAUUGAUGUUUACAGCUUCGGUAUGGUACUGUUGGAAAUGAUAUCAAGAAAGAGAAAUUCACCUGAAGUAUACACUAGCAGCAGCGAUCAUGUUGAAUUUUUCCCUGUGCGAGCCAUUAGAAAGCUUCAUGAGGGAAACGUACAGAGUUUGGUGGAUCCACAGUUACAGGGUGACUUCAAUUUGGAAGAGGCUGAAAGGGUUUGCAAAGUUGCAUGUUGGUGCAUCCAAGAUAAUGAGUUGGAUCGGCCGACCAUGGGUGAAGUGGUCCGGGUUCUUGAGGGUCUACAAGAGCUUGAUAUGCCCCCGGUGCCAAGACUACUUGCUGCUAUAACUGAACACUCUGAUGCAGCUUUAAUGUAAUAUUCAUAAAUACUUCGUAGUUGACGUUACUACUCUUUGUUUCAUCAAAUCUGAAAGCUCUAAUGUGGAACAGAAGGAAUAAAGGAAGGCAAGCUUGCAAUUUCUAAAUUGUAUCA
Molecule: messenger RNA, 2811 nt
Organism: Phragmites australis (common reed)
Lineage: Eukaryota; Viridiplantae; Streptophyta; Magnoliopsida; Poales; Poaceae
Product: G-type lectin S-receptor-like serine/threonine-protein kinase At2g19130
Exons: 1
Coding region: 221-2695 (824 amino acids)
Biological process (GO): protein phosphorylation; recognition of pollen
Molecular function (GO): ATP binding; protein serine/threonine kinase activity
Source: RefSeq, a predicted model, not a curated record